Messenger RNA from Eruca vesicaria subsp. sativa (arugula), 414 nucleotides. Lineage: Eukaryota; Viridiplantae; Streptophyta; Magnoliopsida; Brassicales; Brassicaceae. The record is from the annotation of a GenBank genome assembly.
AUGGAGAUGGGUGAAGGUAGCAGUUCUAAAGUCCAGCCAAAGAGGCGUACGCAGAUCAGAAAAAAGCAGAUCAGAAAAACGGAGGUCAUCAGUUAUGAGCAAAGUGUGGUGCAAUUGUCGAGUGAAGGAAGAAAGACAUAUUUGAUUGUAGAAAGAAAACGUAAAAAUCCAUUGAACACAAUUUAUGGAUCCUACUCAGCUGUCUUUGAUAACACUUACCCUCAGUACAAAUGGCUUUACAAUGGCUGGCUCGUGGAGGAGCGUCGCAUCAUGUUGUCUGGCCGACUUUACCGAUACUAUUACGAUCCAGAGGGGAAAGAGUACAAAUUCAGGUACGAAGUGGAGCAGGUUUUCGCAAAGAUUGGAAAUGAUCUGGCUAAAAAGAAGCCAGUGGUCAUCAUCCUUGACGACUAA